Molecule: messenger RNA, 1566 nt
Organism: Hyposmocoma kahamanoa
Lineage: Eukaryota; Metazoa; Arthropoda; Insecta; Lepidoptera; Cosmopterigidae
Product: fatty acyl-CoA reductase wat-like
Exons: 11
Coding region: 1-1566 (521 amino acids)
Biological process (GO): long-chain fatty-acyl-CoA metabolic process
Cellular component (GO): peroxisome
Molecular function (GO): alcohol-forming very long-chain fatty acyl-CoA reductase (NADP+) activity
Source: RefSeq, a predicted model, not a curated record
AUGGAUCCAGCUUUAGCUCUUGAGGUUGCAGCGUUGUCGAAGCAGCGUGCAAUUAUCGACGCCAUCGAAAAAGGGGGCUCCGGAGUGCAGCAAUUCUACAAUGGCGCGGUGGUGUUCGUGACUGGCGGCUCCGGGUUUUUAGGGAAACAGCUUAUUGAAAAAUUACUUAGAUCAUGCGACGUGAAGAAAAUCUUUGUCCUCCUACGGGAAAAGAAAGGGAAAACUAUGGAGGCACGUCUAGAGGAAUUCCUAGAAGAUCCGGUAUUCGAAUUACUCUGUAAAAAGAAGCCGUCUUUCUCCAACAAGCUGCAUGCCAUAGCUGGAGACAUUAUGGAGUUGAAACUUGGCAUAUCUGAAGACGAUUGGUCCAUUAUCACUAAAGAGAUAAACGUGAUUCUGCACAUAGCAGCUACAACAAGGUUCGAUGAGAGCCUGAAGGUGGCUACUAUCACAAACGUACGAGGAACCAGAGAGGCUUUGAACCUUGGGAAGAGUUGCCAGAACCUUAAAUCGUUCGUUCACGUGUCAACAGCAUACUCUCAUGCGACUGUUAGUCGCGUCAGACGCGAAGUCGCAGACGACUUUUAUGACGUCCCUGUGCCGCCAAAUGUUUUGAUCGAGAUGGUUGAACACAUCGAUGAGGGCAGACUGAAUGAUGCUACUAACAAGUUCAUCGGAGACUGGCCGAAUACCUACUGUUUCACAAAAGCCGUGGCUGAAGAGGCAGUGAGGACCAUGAGCGACGGGUUACCCGUCUGCAUUGUUAGACCUGCUAUAGUCGUCGGGGCAUAUCGAGAGCCUUCGCCUGGUUGGAUUGACAUGAGCUGCGCGUACGGCCCUAGUGGGCUGAUUCUAGGCGUUGGCUUGGGCUUACUGCACACAAACUUUGCUGAUCCGAAGAUUCAGGUGGAUCUGGUGCCAGCGGACCUGGUGAACAACGCUAUUCUCGUAGCUGCGCAUCAAACGGCGCACGCUAAUGGAGAAAAGAAGAUUUACACUGUUUGUAGUGCUAGGAACAGUAUUACUUGGGGUGCAAUCGGCGAUAUCUACCGUAAUGAAGCCCGCAGUCUUUCCUCUCCAAAAGCAGUAUGGUACUGCUACGGCAUAGACGUACCUAACAAAUGGUUGUUCACUAUAAUGUUCUGGCUGUUGCAUUACAUACCAGCUUAUGUGAUUGACGGGGUCUGUUUAUGCAUUGGUCAGAAUCGCAGAUUCGUAAAACUCUACACAAAAGCGUACAAGAUGUUUGAUUUUUUCUCAUAUUUUACAACACACGAAUGGCGUUUCAAGGAUGGGAACACACAAGAGAUGAUUCAAAGAUCAUCAGAGAGUGAUCGCGCUAUAUUUAACUGCGAUAUAACCAGUUUACACUGGAAAGAAUAUAUUUUGAUAUGGUCAAUGGGCUUGCGAAAGUAUAUCGUAAAGGACGGUUUAACAGGUACAGACUACGCUGUGAAGAAACAACAUUUCUUCUUCGUUUUAAAUUUGAUAGUUACAGCGUUAUAUGCAUAUUUCUGGUGGAGUUUAUUUUCUUUUAUUAACUCCGCUGUUAGAUAUGUCCUUUAA